Molecule: messenger RNA, 3602 nt
Organism: Myotis daubentonii (Daubenton's bat)
Lineage: Eukaryota; Metazoa; Chordata; Mammalia; Chiroptera; Vespertilionidae
Gene: HARS2
Product: histidyl-tRNA synthetase 2, mitochondrial
Biological process (GO): histidyl-tRNA aminoacylation
Cellular component (GO): cytoplasm; mitochondrion; cytosol
Molecular function (GO): histidine-tRNA ligase activity; identical protein binding; RNA binding
Source: RefSeq, a predicted model, not a curated record
ACGGGACCCCGGUUGCGGGAUUUGGCGUCGCUCACCUCCUUCCUUGGAGCUCGGGCAUUGCCUCUGCAACGCUGUGCACGCUUCUUGGGGUCCGACCGGCUGCGUUCUCAGGUCUUUUGCCCGCUGUCCCGGCCUCCCGCCGCGCGAUGCCCCAGCUCGGGCUCCUGCCCGGGAGGGCUUGGGCUGCGCUGCUCGGCCAGCUCCUGCGGCCUCCCCGGGUUGUGUGCCUCGGGGCGGCCCGUUCUCAUAGCCAGGUUGCAGAGGCAGUACUAGCGUCCCAACUGAAACCACAUCAAGAGAAGUCAAAUUUUAUUCUCAAGACCCCAAAGGGCACCAGAGAUUUUAGUCCCCAGCAGAUGGUUGUGAGGGAGAAAAUACUUGAUAUAAUUGUUAGCUGCUUUAAACGUCAUGGAGCAAAAGGGUUGGAUACCCCAGCAUUUGAGCUAAAGGAGAUGCUCACUGAGAAGUAUGGCGAGGACUCUGGGCUCAUCUAUGAUCUGAAGGAUCAGGGUGGAGAGCUAUUGUCCCUGCGCUAUGACCUUACUGUUCCUUUUGCGCGUUAUAUGGCCAUGAAUAAACUGAAGAAGAUGAAACGCUACCAUGUUGGAAAGGUGUGGCGGCGGGAGAGCCCAACCAUAGUCCAAGGCCGCUACAGGGAAUUCUGCCAAUGUGAUUUUGACAUUGCUGGUGAUUUUGACCCCAUGAUCCCUGAUGCAGAGUGUUUGAAGAUCAUCUGUGAAAUUCUAACUGGAUUGCAGCUGGGGGACUUUCUCAUUAAGGUCAACGACCGGCGGAUUUUGGAUGGGAUGUUUGCCAUCUGUGGUGUUCCAGAAAGCAAGUUCCGUACCAUUUGCUCCUCCAUAGACAAAUUAGACAAGAUAUCUUGGGAAGAUGUGAGACAUGAGAUGGUGACAGAGAAAGGCCUGGCUCCUGAAGUGGCUGACCGAAUUGGGGACUAUGUCCAAUGUCAUGGUGGGCUGUCCCUGGUAGAGCAAAUGCUCCAGGAUCCCAGACUGUCUCAGAGCAAGCAGGCCCUGGAGGGCCUGGGGGAUCUAAAGCUGCUCUUUGAAUACCUGACUCUAUUUGGAAUUGCAGAGAAGAUCUGCUUUGAUCUGAGCCUGGCUCGGGGCUUGGACUACUAUACAGGAGUGAUCUAUGAAGCAGUGCUGCUGCAGACCCCAGCUCCUGCUGAGGAAGAGCCCUUGAAUGUGGGCAGUGUGGCUGCUGGUGGGCGCUAUGAUGGGCUGGUGGGCAUGUUUAACCCCAAAGGCCACAAGGUGCCAUGUGUGGGGCUCAGCAUUGGGGUAGAGCGAAUCUUCUCCAUUGUGGAGCAGAGGAUGAAGACUUUUGGUGAGAAGAUACGGACCACAGAGACCCAAGUGUUUGUGGCCACUCCACAGAAGAACUUUCUCCAAGAACGGUUGAAGCUAAUUGCAGAGCUUUGGGAUGCUGGGAUCAAGGCAGAGCUGCUGUAUAAGAACAACCCUAAAUUACUAACGCAACUGCACUACUGUGAGAACAUGGGCAUUCCACUGGUAGUCAUUAUUGGUGAGCAAGAGCUGAAGGAAGGCAUCAUCAAGCUCCGUUCAGUGGCCACCAGGGAGGAGGUGGCCAUUAAACGGGAAAAUAUUGUGGCUGAAAUUCAGAAGCGACUAUUCGAGUCUUGAUCCUUUCCUGAUUGCCAUCUGCUGCUCUUUGUAGAAAAUGUUUCAUCUAGGACUGAGUUUCUGAUGGGCUUCUCAACAGCUGGCCAGGAUGGGUGACAAGUGCCUCUGCCUCCUCCAUCCUUCCUGGGUACAGAACUAUAGAAAGCCCUGAGGACGCCUGGGCUAUUGUGAGCAGCUAUUCUGCAUGGGCGCAGAUGGCUGGUAUGUGAAAGAGACAUGCUCUAACUGCAGAGACAGAUGACAGAUUUCAUGUACCAUUGGAAUGCUGCCAAGAGGUGCUAAGGUGCUUGCUGUGAGCAAGGCUCUGAGAAAGUCACCUCUGGCUGGGAGGAUUCUGAACCAUUGAGAUCAGAAGUCAGAUACUUAGCUUUCCACUGUGGCUUCUGAACCAGAUUCUGGGAAAUUUGUCCACAACCUGCUAUUGGCCUGUCCAGUUUUGGGGGAGACAAUGAUGUGGGGCAAAUGGCUGCUGUCUACUUUGUUUGAGAACAGAGAUGCUAUCACAAGGGCAUAGCAAUGACAAUAUUGAUGUGGUAUGUCUCUAGCCCAUCCACUGUUAACAAUAGGAUGAGGCUGUUUAAUAAUUUUGAAUAUUGAACUUAAUAGGUGACCUAACAAGAUGGAGAUUUGAUCUUUUGAGGUUUUGGAGACCACUUCUUGUGCCAGAAUCUCUGCUCUGUUUCAUGUCCUGCCAUGGAGGUGGCUAUUCUAGAAAUGGUUAGAUAAUAUAUUAAAUAAAAUAUUUAAUGUAGUAGUUUGGGUAGUUUGUUAUCAAGGGAUUGUUUUGCAUAGAACACAGAAAAUGCUUGAGUGCACACUAAGAAUUCUAAAUCUUUUUUUCUUAUUGUUAACCCUCAUCUGAGGAUAUUUCCAUUGAAUUUUAGAGAGAGUGGAGGGGAGGGGGAAAGACAGAAACAUCGAUGUAAGAGAGUCACAUCAAUUGGUUGCCUUCCACAUGCCCGUGGACCAGGGCCGGCAGGGAUCGAGCCCUUGACAGGAAAUGAACCCAGGGCCCUUCAGUCUAAAGGCGAUGGGUCUAUCCACUGAGCAAAACUGGCUAGGAAGAGAAUUCUAACUCUUGAGCAAGGAGUAACCUCCCUGGGGUGAUGCUCUGUAUUCAGUGAAGGAAGCAGCCAUAGUUCCUCCAACCCCCAACUUGGAGAUACACUUACGUCACUAAAUCAACAGUGAGCCAUCUGCCAGAGUUCAUCACCCUAGAGCAGUGGUUCUCAACCUUCCUAAUGCUGCGACCCUUUAAUACAGUUCCUCAUGUUGUGGUGACCCCCCAACCAUAAAAUUAUUUUCAUUGCUCCUUCAUAACUGUAAUUUUGCUACUGUUAUGAAUUGUAAUGUAAAUAUCUGAUAUGCAGGAUGUAUUUUCAUUUACAAAUUGAACAUAAUUAAAGCAUAGUGAUUAAUCACAAAAACAAUAUGUAAUUAUAUAUGUUUUCCGAUGGUCUUAGGCGACCCCUGUGGAAGGGUCGUUCGACCCGCAAAGGGGUCGCGACCCUCAGCGUGAGAACCGCUGCCCUAGAGUGUUGUUGCUAACUGACCUUCCCAAAUAUAAUUAUGUUGAUUAAAUUUGACCAUAGGUUGGCUGUAAUCCUCAGUUGAGGGAAAGUGAGUUAACUAUAGAGUGAUAGCAUUGCUUCAAGAUAAUGAGACAAAGGUACGAAAAGCACUUACAUGUGUGCACUGGGAAGGUGCAGCCUUUGCAAACACUUAGGUGUUGGGGAGGGGGCGGCAUAUCUUUAGUCCCUUCUGGUAAAUAGGGCAUCUGAAGCCUUUAAUAACAGCGCUUCUGCCUUAAAGGUUUAGAAACUCUUGGCAAUGCAUGCAAGUUAAUUAGAUCAGAGGGCACGGAUCCGCAGGUCCCUCGUUUGUAAAACAGAUGAAUUGAACUUUCAGGGUUGUUUCCGUAGGCCAGAGCAAAAA